AUGUACUACUCCAUUCGCCCCUUACACAGCGCUCUUCAUCUUCUCAAGCCCUCCUCCAUAUUAAACCACAGAGCUUUGAUUUCUUGUAAUUACACGGACCCUGAAGAUGAUUCCAUCAAACCCAGUCUUCAAACACAGAAUUCAUCACACAAUAUUCUAAAAAUACAAUUCUUGAUUCAAUUACUACGAAAUGGGUCUCCGCCAACCCCUCACAUUCUCAGUAAAACCAUAUCCGACUGUACAAAAUCAAGCCUUCUGGACUUGGGAAUUCAAGUCCAUUCAGCCAUUGUCAAGCUGGGUUUUUCUCUCAAUCCUUAUAUUUCAAGUGCUCUUGUUGAUAUGUAUGGUAAAUGUUGGUCUAUCUCGAAUGCCCACAAGGUGUUUGAUGAAAUGAAUUGUCCAAAUGUAGUCACUUGGAAUUCUUUGGUUUCUGGUUAUUUGCAAGCUGGCUAUCCUUUGAUGGCAGUAACUUUGUUUUUAGAGAUGUUAAAGAAAGGGAUUGAACCCACCCCUUUCAGUUUAUCUGGUGUUCUUGUGGGCUGCUCUCAGUUACAAGCUGGAAAGCUUGGAAGUCAACUCCAUGGUUUGAGUUUGAAGCUAAGGUUUUUGUCUAAUGUUGUUGUUGGUACAGGAUUAAUUGAUAUGUACUCAAAGUGUUGCAAUCUUGAGGAUUCGAGGAGAGUGUUUGAUAUAAUGUCGAACAAGAAUGUGUUUACUUGGACUUCAAUGAUCUCGGGUUAUGCUCGGAAUCAGUUACCUCAUGAGGCAAUGGUUUUGAUUAGAGAAAUGCUGCAUUUGGAUCUUAAACCAAAUGACAUGACUUAUAACAGCUUGCUAAGUUCAUUUUCACGUCCUCAUCAUUUUGAUCAAUGCAAGCAAAUUCAUUGUCGGAUAAUAGCGGAAGGGUUCGAAAGUAAUAACUAUAUAGCUUCUACCCUUGUUACUGCAUACUCAGUAUGUUGUAGUAGCUUGGAAGACUAUAGGAAGGUUUGCUCAAACAUUAGAAUAUCAGACCAGAUUUCAUGGAAUGCAGUCAUAGCUGGUUUUUCUAACUUAGGCAUUAGUGAAGAAGCUUUGGAAUGUUUCAUUCAAAUGAGGCAGGAAAAUAUUGACGUAGACUUUUUCACAUUUACAAGCAUUUUUAGGGCCAUAGGGAUUACUUCAGCUCUAGAAGAAGGAAAGCAAAUUCAUGGUCUAGUUUAUAAAACUGGAUAUGCCCUAAAUUUAUUUGUCCAAAAUGGUCUUGUGUCUAUGUAUGCUAGAUGUGGUGCUAUCGGUGAUUCAAAGAAAGUGUUCUCGAAGAUGAAUGAACACGACUUAAUAUCAUGGAAUUCAUUGCUUUCAGGAUGUGCUUACCAUGGAUGUGGUGAAGAGGCUAUUGACUUGUUUGAGCAAAUGAGAAGGACAUCAGUCAAACCAGAUAAUACCUCCUUCCUUGCUGUGCUCACUGCAUGUAGUCAUGUUGGUUUGCUGGACAAAGGACUUGAAUAUUUCAAGUUGAUGAGAAAUAGUGAAUUGCUUGAACCCCCAACACUGGAGCAUUAUGCUACAGUGGUCGACCUUUUCGGUCGAGCAGGAAAGCUUCAAGAAGCUGAAGCUUUUAUUGAAAGCAUUCUUAUUGAACCAGGGACAUCAAUUUACAAAGCUUUGCUGAGUGCUUGCCUAAUCCAUGGGAAUAAAGAUAUUGCCAUUCGGACUGCAAAAAAGCUUCUGGAACUAUAUCCACGUGACCCAGCAACUUACAUCAUGCUGUCAAAUGUAUUGGGGAGAGAUGGUUAUUGGGAUGAUGCUGCUAGGAUAAGGAGGCUAAUGUUCAAUAGAGGAGUCAAGAAAGAUCCUGGUUUCAGUUGGAUAUGACUUCACUAAGGGAGAAUUUUCAGGAUAGGUUAUGAUCCUACAAGGCAAAUGGUUGACAGUCUAAAAACUUCUAAUGGGUUUGUAGGUAAACUUCCUCAAAGAUCAUUGUAUGAUUGUCUUUCAAGUCUAUUCUCUGAAACAAGGUUCGUUCAUGUCGGCGAGUGUUACUUACUGUGUGGUCAAAGAUUGCUGGCACUUGGGUUAGUCCCUUUCGGGUGAAGAAUUUGACAUAUACAUGAUUCCUAGCUCUGUAUUUAUUCAAAACUAACUUAUUUUUGGUAGAUCAAUCACACUGGGGAUUUCACCAAGAGUUAUCACUUAUUCUAUGAGCCUUCCGAGCUGCAAUUGUUGAUGUUGAGACUCGGAAAGAGAGUAUGGUAUUCCUUUAUUCUAUUUUUGUUUAGUCUGUGAUCCUAAAGAGGGAAAGGUAUACCAAAAAAACAAAAAUGGAUCUCCGGUUCUCUAUAUCACAAUUUUGAUU
Molecule: messenger RNA, 2338 nt
Organism: Benincasa hispida (wax gourd)
Lineage: Eukaryota; Viridiplantae; Streptophyta; Magnoliopsida; Cucurbitales; Cucurbitaceae
Product: pentatricopeptide repeat-containing protein At1g11290, chloroplastic-like
Biological process (GO): RNA modification
Cellular component (GO): intracellular membrane-bounded organelle
Molecular function (GO): protein binding; RNA binding
Source: RefSeq, a predicted model, not a curated record